UUAGAAACCCUAGCAGCCGCGAGGGGGUUCCUUCCAUCUCUCUCGGUUCUUUCGAAGUUCGUGAAACCCUGGUCGUAAUCAACAGCAGCAACAGCAGCAGCCAUGGGCCGCAUGCACUCAAGAGGUAAGGGUAUUUCGUCGUCAGCGUUGCCGUAUAAGAGGACUCCGCCGAGCUGGCUCAAGAUCUCCUCUCAAGACGUGGAAGAGAACAUCUGCAAGUUUGCGAAGAAGGGACUGACGCCGUCGCAGAUUGGUGUCAUCCUCCGUGACUCCCACGGAAUUGCGCAGGUGAAGAGUGUUACUGGAAGCAAGAUCCUUCGCGUUCUCAAGGGCCAUGGGCUUGCUCCUGAGAUCCCAGAGGAUCUGUAUCACUUGAUCAAGAAGGCGGUGGCGAUCAGGAAGCACUUGGAGAGAAACAGGAAAGAUAAGGACUCUAAGUUCAGACUUAUCCUUGUUGAGAGCAGGAUUCACCGUCUGGCUCGAUAUUACAAGAGGACCAAGAAGCUUCCUCCUGUCUGGAAAUACGAGUCUACCACCGCAAGCACUCUUGUGGCUUAAGUUUUUCUUUGAAGAUGUCGGCCAAAGUGGAUGCUUGUGGGGAGGAAAAAGAGGGGAUGUGAGUCUCUUUGAAGUACUUGAUCUGAUCAAUGGCUUCAUCAGAGUAAUGAACUAGGUCUUGUUUGUUUUCUGUUUUUGUGAACCGAAAUACAAUUUUGACGUUUAGAUCUUAAUAUGCUUUUUGUUGCUUCAGUUUGUCAUUAGCAUUUAGUAUUUCAUGAGAAUUGAGUUAUAUGUUACAAAUCUAUUUUUAUCCUGUCCUGUCAAGUACAAGGAAGAGUAGUUAAAUUUGUAUGAACUCUA
This is a messenger RNA of Asparagus officinalis (garden asparagus), 861 nucleotides long. Its product is annotated as 40S ribosomal protein S13. Gene Ontology annotation, molecular function: structural constituent of ribosome; small ribosomal subunit rRNA binding. Bases 103 to 558 code for a protein of 151 amino acids. Gene Ontology annotation, biological process: translation. The record is from RefSeq and is a predicted model, not a curated record. Lineage: Eukaryota; Viridiplantae; Streptophyta; Magnoliopsida; Asparagales; Asparagaceae. Gene Ontology annotation, cellular component: ribosome; cytosolic small ribosomal subunit; nucleolus. The transcript is spliced from 5 exons.